This is a messenger RNA of Dendroctonus ponderosae (mountain pine beetle), 3159 nucleotides long. RefSeq names its product glutamyl aminopeptidase. Bases 223 to 3066 code for a protein of 947 amino acids. The record is from RefSeq and is a predicted model, not a curated record. The transcript has 18 exons. Lineage: Eukaryota; Metazoa; Arthropoda; Insecta; Coleoptera; Curculionidae. Gene Ontology annotation, molecular function: zinc ion binding; peptide binding; metalloaminopeptidase activity. Gene Ontology annotation, biological process: proteolysis; peptide catabolic process. Gene Ontology annotation, cellular component: cytoplasm.
AACCUGCGACGAUUGAAUGCAUUCGCCCAUAAACGGUUCAUUCGACGUAAAGAGUGCAAACUUGCAAAGUGACGGUAAAAUACUCUCACCAGGUAUGGUACCGACCUGUUACGGUACUAUCAAACCAGGCCCCUACUUGUCUUGAGAAUUACGAAACAUUUUACCAUUUCGCGUCAACAAUCUUGGAGCUUGUGAAAUGUUCGAAUAAUUUGCGCGUUCACAAUGCCUUGCUGUGGUCGAAAUAGUGACAAAAAUGUCGUGGCAGUCAAAAAAGGCCGAAAGUGCGUUACUUUUCUAUUCAGUUGUUGUAUGUUCUGGUUCAUAUUAUGUGUGAUAUUAGUGACUGUGUUGGUGUUUGUCGGGAAGCAUUUGCUGUACAACACUAUGGAAUCAGACUAUCAGGGGCUGAUGACCAAACCUACAAGCGCGAAUGUUUCGAAAAUCGGCGAAAUCAACUACUUCCGACUACCGAAUGAUGCUAGACCGUACUUGUACAAUUUGACUAUACUGCCGUUCCUGGAUCGGGAUUAUUUCCACGGGCUCGUGAACAUUUCCCUCCGAAUCACCAACCCGAAAAGUGAGCUGUUUUUGCACAGUAAAAUGCACACGAUUUUCUCCGUGGAUUUUAUGUUCGAAAAUCGGAAAAGCCUGCAAAUCUUGAGUGUUACCAACAACAACAAAUACGAGGUGUUGGUGAUCACCACGAAGGAGAAAAUUUUUCCCGGGAAUUAUUCUCUGGCCAUUAAAUAUAGGGGGGUGCUGGAAAAGUCGCUGGGUGGCCUUUACAAAAGCAGUUACGAGAGUGGAAAUCAAUCGAGGACAAUUGCCACUUCCAAGUUCGAGCCCACUUAUGCCCGGCAAGCGUUUCCAUGCUUCGACGAGCCGAACAUGAAAGCCCAAUACAUCGUCCACCUUUUGAAGCCGAAAGAGGAAAACUAUAUCGCUUUGUCCAAUUACCCGGUGGAUAAAAUUGAUGAUUACGACUCUACAAACGAGCUGGUUACUUUCAAGCAGACUGUAUCGAUGUCCACCUAUUUAACGUGUUUUAUUGUCUCCGACUUCACUUAUACGAAUACGACUUUUAAUAAUAGCGGCAAUCUAACUGAGCUGCGAGUGUAUGCCAGUCCGGGGAAUUUACAGAAGACUACUUAUGCUGGCGAAGUGGCCAAGAAAGUAAUUGAGUAUUACGUGGAAUAUUUCGGAAUUCCAUAUCCUUUACCAAAGCUAGAUUUGGUGGCAAUCCCUGAUUUCGUCUCCGGCGCAAUGGAACAUUGGGGCUUGGUGACUUUCCGAGAAACCGCUUUGCUUUAUACCGACACGACGCACUCGUCCGCCAAUAAACAGCGAGUGGCCACAGUGGUUGCUCACGAAUUGGCCCAUAGUUGGUUCGGAAAUUUGGUAACAAUGAACUGGUGGAACGACCUCUGGCUCAAUGAGGGAUUCGCCAGCUACAUAGAAUUUAAGGGAACGCACGCAGCACAGCCUGACUGGCAAAUGCAGUCGCAAUUUCAAACAUCCGAUCUUCACAGCGUGUUGACUUUGGAUGCCACCUUGUCCUCACAUCCGAUUGUGGUUUCUGUAACUACCCCAGAUGAAAUUACAGCUAUUUUCGACGCUAUUUCCUACAACAAGGGGGCAUCCAUUUUGCGAAUGUUGGAAAAUACAGUGGGCGAAGAGCAAUUCCGGACUGGCGUCACCAGCUACUUGAACAAGUACAAAUUUGGAAAUGCUGAGACCAAGAACUUUUUAGCGGAAAUUCAAGCAGCGGUGAGUCCCAGUUUCGAUGUAUCCCAGUUGAUGGAUACUUUCACGAUUCAAAUGGGGUAUCCGGUGGUCAAUGUAACGUACGACGCUGCUAAACAUAGCUACACAUUGACCCAAACGCGAUUUUUAAUGGAUGAUAACGCCACUUAUGAGACAAACAACACAUAUGGGUAUAAAUGGACGAUACCCAUAACAUAUAUUACCGAUCUGGGAAAAUCGAGCGAAUUAAUAUUAUUCCCUUAUGACAAGGAAAGCAUUUCUGUUUCAAGACCUACAGAUGCUGCUUGGUUGAAAUUCAACUAUGACCAAAUUGGCUACUAUCGAGUGAACUAUAAAGAAGAACAAUGGCGCAAUCUGAUCAAUGUCUACACAAGUUUGCCUAUAGCAGAUCGAACUCAUCUGUUGGAGGAAACGUUCAGCAUUGCUGAAGCUGGACAGUUGUCCUAUACAAUUCCCUUGGAUUUGUCCAAGAAACUCAGCGAAGAGACUGAUUAUGCUCCUUGGACCGUGGCCUCGUCAAAGUUACAAGGAAUUAGCACCUACUUGAGUGGAUCUAAUCAAGAUGAGGCAUUCAAGAAAUACAUCAGAAGCGUCGUAUCGAAUGCCUAUGGCAACUUUACGUGGAAUGAGGGAGCUGAUGACGGCCACCUGAAGAGGUUGACUCGCAUAGUUGUUUUGACUUUGGCUUGCACAGCAGAACAUCCAGAUUGCCUUUCACAAGUCCAGGAAAAGUUCAACGAAUGGAUCAACAAUGCGGCGCAACCUUUGUCGCAAGACCUGAGGGGAAUUGUCUAUAAAUACGGAAUGGUAAAAGCUGAAGAAUCGACGUGGAAUAAACUGUUGGCAGUUUAUCAAGCUGAAACCGAUGCAACCGAGAAAUUGAAGCUGAUCAAUGGAUUGGCCAACGUGAAAAAUUCACUGCUACUUAUCAGACUGUUGGAUUUAUCCAAAAACGAAACUAUUGUGAGAAGCCAGGAUUAUUUCACCGUACUUGGGUACAUUUCUGCAAACCCCACUGGCACUGAUCUGGUGUGGGACUUUGUCAGGCAAAACUGGGAAUAUUUAGUGGAGCGAUUUACGUUGAACGACAGGUACUUGGGAGCGAUGAUCCGGACGAUUACUGCCAAGUUUGCAACCGAAUCAAAACUAUUAGAGAUGGAGGAAUUCUUUGCCAAAUACCCGAACGCUGGUGCAGGCGCAACCGCGCGGAAAACAGCUUUAGAGACUGUGAAACACAACAUAAAGUGGUUGUCCACCUACAGAUCCACAGUGGAAAGCUGGAUCUCUAAUGUGAAUAAGUGAUAAAAGUAUUUUAAUAAAUAAGUACAAUUUUGUAAAUUUUUCUUUCCAUUAUUGUGAUCCUGUUGAUAAUAAAGGUGAAAAUCCACAAACGAA